CGUCGUCAUCGUCGUCGGGAACAAAAUCCAAACAAAAUGUUUAUAAUAAAAAUGAAAAAAAUAAAAAUAAUGAAAAUAUUGAAAAACGAAAAUCAUCAUCAACAACAACAACACGAUCAUCACAUCGUGUACCGAAACCUGAAUUUAUGACCCGAAUUAUUGUACGACAAUUACCACCAACAAUGAAUGAAGAACAAUUUUUAGAAGUUGUCUCGCCAUUACCAUCAAAUCAAGAAUUUUAUUAUGUUAUGGGUGAUCUAAAUCUGGGUGAAUUUGCUUAUUCACGUGCCUAUAUAAAAUUCAAUAAUAUUGAUGAUAUGUUAAUGUUUACACAAAAAUAUGAUGAUUAUAUAUUUAUCGAUUCGAAAGGUAAUGAAUAUCCAGCAUUGGUUGAAUAUGCACCGAUACAAAAACUACCUAGACGUUUGAAUUCAAUGAAUGUAAAAAAAGAUACCAAAGUAAAUACAAUUGAAAAUGAUCCAGAUUUUUUAGCAUUCAAAGAAUUUAUCGAGAAUGGUGGUAUAUCAUCAUCGACACAACAACAAACAAAUUCCGAACAAAUAUUGGAAGAAAUUGAAAAUAAAGAUUCACAAUCAAAAGAUAAUAAAGAUACUGAUCAUCAUCCGAUACCACCAUUGGUUGAAUAUCUGAAUAAAAAACGUUUAGAAAAAAUUAAAAUAAAAGAUGAAAAGAAACGACGAAAAGAAGAAAUGAAAAAAAAGAAAAAAGAAGAGAUACGUACGAAAAAAUUGGAAAAGAAAAAAGAAAAACCACAACAACAACAACAACAACCGACGAAAAUAAUGGAAAAACCGAUUGGUGGUAAUCGAUUAACGGAACAAACGAAAAAAGAUUAUCAAUCAGAUAAUAAAAUUGAUCGAAAAACUGUCGUAAUAGUCAGUGGCGCUAAUAGUAAAAAUAGUGGUAAUAAUCGAGGAGGAGGUAGUGGUAUAAAUAAUGAAAGACGGAAACGUCAAGAAAAGCAACAACAACAACAACGAUUGCCACCCCCACAAGAAUCAUCAUCAAUUUCGAAUGCAAGCGGAAAAUUGGAUUCGAAAAAAUUAUUGUCAUCAGCAUCAUCAUCAGCUAACAACAACGAAAUAAUGGAUGUUCCGAAUUCGAAUCUAAAAAAUGAUGGUGAUAAUCAUAAUCAUAAUUAUCAUCAUCGACAACAACAACCGAAACAAAUGAAAAAUCCAAAAGAAAAGUUUAAUGAUAAUAAUAAUGGUGGUGGUAAUAGUAGAAAAGAUGAUCGUCAAAGAAUUCGUAAUAAAGAUCGACCAGCAUUGGAAAUAUAUCGACCUGGAGUUGCACGGCAAAAAUCUUCACCAACAUCAUCAUCUAAUCAACAAAAUACAGAUUAUGAUGACAAUGAUGGUAAUCAGUAUAAAUCACCACCAAAAGAAUCAACAUCAAUAUCGAAAUCGGGAACAUCAACAACAACAAAUCAGAACUAUGGCGGUGGCGAUAAACCGAAAUACAAAUAUCGGGUAUUUACUCGAACAAAAAUUAAUAAACCAAAUUAAAUUAUAAACUCUUGGACACGAUAAUCAUCAAUAUUUUUAAUUUUGAUUCAAAUUUAAUAAGCGAAAAAAACAA
This is a messenger RNA of Dermatophagoides pteronyssinus (European house dust mite), 1602 nucleotides long. RefSeq lists its product as uncharacterized. Lineage: Eukaryota; Metazoa; Arthropoda; Arachnida; Sarcoptiformes; Pyroglyphidae. The record is from RefSeq and is a predicted model, not a curated record. Gene Ontology annotation, biological process: nuclear-transcribed mRNA catabolic process, nonsense-mediated decay; positive regulation of translation. Gene Ontology annotation, cellular component: nucleolus; cytoplasm. Gene Ontology annotation, molecular function: mRNA binding.